Molecule: messenger RNA, 1819 nt
Organism: Cinara cedri
Lineage: Eukaryota; Metazoa; Arthropoda; Insecta; Hemiptera; Aphididae
Source: the annotation of a GenBank genome assembly
AUGGAAUUGGAUGAAAAAGACGAUCCUGAUGGUAAUCACUUUUACGUUCCUGGUUUUAUUUUUAAAUUUUAAUUACUGUUGUCUUUUGAUAAUCUAGGUGAAGUAUACAAGCAGUUGAUGGAAGCUACAAGAAACGGUCUGCCAAAGUUGCGAAAGAUAAUUAAUGAGUGGGAAUAUUUAAAUAUUCAGAAGCGACAAGUCGGACAAUUUGAGGCUCUGUAUAAUAUGCUAGACACAAAAAAGUUAGUAUACUUUGUUAUUUAUUUCAAUGUUGAAUAUUCUGACAUUCUUAUGUUUUUAUCUUUGAGGUUCAAAUUGUUUAAACUUUUCAAGAUUAAUCUUGUCCGUUUUUCUUAAUUUUUACGAAUUAUGGUUGUAGUGAAUGGAGCGUAGUAAUUGAUUGCUUCCUAAUGACAUGUGAACUAUGUUUGGCGUAUUUUAGCGUUGUAACUACGAAUUUUGAUUAUAGUUUUUACCGAACUGUUUGGUGAAUUUUUUCUAAACAUUUUACUAAAAAUUAACCUUGAUAAACACAAAUUUAUGACACACGUGAUAUUUGUGAAUUUAGAAAUUCGAAUUUUAAUUCUCGUUAUUGGUUUAUACAUUAAUUAUUACAAAAAUUAGUUGUUUCAAUGGGAUUCUAUUUCAUUGAAUGUAUAAAAGAUGAGGGCUAGUCAUUUAAGUUCAAAACGGAGAAGUUUUGUGUAAAACUGGAGACAUAGUAGCUAACCUGAUAUAAUAUAUCAGCAUUAUUGGAUAAUAACUAAUUAAUUAUCUUAUGAAAUCUGAAAAACACGAGUACCCGGGCGAGAAAAAAAAUUUAAGUUGAAAAUUGAAAAACAUAAUGUGAAUUAUGAUUUGUGAUAGUAUUAUGGAAUAUGUUGGUAACCAAAAUUACGAAUUUUUGGCGAUUGAGUUAUCAUUUACUAACCAGAAUAUGUACCGUAAACUUAAUCACUAAACUGUUUAGAAGGCCCAAAUACGCUUAAUAGUUGUACAUACAUGUAUAAUAUGAAGUGGUAUUUACGCCGUAAAUUGUAUUAUUUUUCUUUGCUCGCAUGCAAAAAAUUGUUCAUACAAUAUUUUCAAUAGGCAUCAUUAUUGUUAUCAUGUUAUCGAAAUAUUUUUGAUAUCAUGUCCAAACGCUCACACAUUUAAAUAAUCGUUCGUUUUGGAUCAGUAAAGCUAUGAUUUCCUAGAAAGUGGUGCAGAUGUUAAGCGGCCGUACGCAGUACCGUGUUUGGUAUAAUAGUGUGACGUUCAACAGUGGAAAAAUAAACGAUUAGACAUCGCAUUAUCAGUAUUUUUAGAAGAUGAAGAGUCAUUGGAAGAAGAAAACUGUCGGCAGAGAAAACUGAAAUAUUUAAAAAUUGUGCUACAGAGGGUGCGUUUCAAAUUUUAGUGGGUCUCCUGAUCUCCAUCUGCAUUGCACCGAUUAAAAAUUCAGGCAAUAAUUUCGGUUAAUAUCAUUACUGUUUGAUUAUGUAUUGAAUUACAUAAGACAUGAUCUAACUUCUAAAUCAUAUAACAGACACAAAAAGCACCAAUAGGUUCGGAAGAUACUCAUUAUUAUUUAUGUAAAACUUUACUGCUACACGUGAAAAAAUGUUCGGAAACUGUUAGACAACGUAAUGACAGCUGUCAUACAAAUAACGAUACUGUAUUAUGGCAUUACGUUGACAAUCAACGUUCUUUAGGAAACCAACGCUGUCUGAUUUGUAUAGACAAUGUUUUAGUCACGUCAUCCACCGCUGAAUUACGGCUGGUGGAUAACGGCACCGCUCUUCUAGGAAACCAUAGCUUAAUCAAAGCGAUUUAA